This is a messenger RNA of Morchella sextelata, 573 nucleotides long. RefSeq lists its product as uncharacterized. The transcript has a single exon. The coding region runs from base 1 to 573 and encodes 190 amino acids. The record is from RefSeq and is a predicted model, not a curated record. NCBI's taxonomy places the organism in Eukaryota, Fungi, Ascomycota, Pezizomycetes, Pezizales, Morchellaceae.
AUGGCGGCAUUCCUCCUAAGCUCGCUACCUAAAUCGAGGAGCAACGUUGUCGACAACAUCCAGACCAAACAGGAUGUUACCUACGAAGACGUUCGCCAACGACUACAGAACCUGGAUGAGGUAGCCCCUCAAACAGGAAACAAAGUGCUCCAUACCAGGAGUACCACAAGCGACAAGGAAUGCACCUGGUGCAAGAAAAGGGGACAGCCUUACAAAGGCCACGAGUACACGGAGUGCAGAAAGCUCAAAGAACAGAACAAGAACAGGAAGGGAAGGAGAAAAGACAACUCGGCAUCGGUUGUAGUAAAUGACUCUACAACCACUAUCUGUAUGGUACGCCACGACAUCUCCCAACCCCUUACUUGGAUCCUUGAUUCUGGAGCGACCUCUCAUGUCACACCCUUCCAAGACCAACUCAUUAACAUCCGACCUCACACCGGCAAUGUCCGAACAGCUGAUGGAACCAACCACGCUGUCACCGGAAUGGGAAGCGCUAGUUUCAGCUGCCACCUUCCCGAUGGAAGUAGAUCUUCCAUUCUCCUCACCGAUGUGCUGUUGGUCCCAACCUUAUGA